AUUUUUAAAACCAUGUCUAUUCAUGAUUCGGCUAUUUAUCUUUGUCUGAAAUACGUAGCUUUAUUGUUACAAAUGAAUCCAGCAAUGGAAGGAUCAGAAGGAUCCGAGUAUCGUAUAUUCGUGGUUUCUUUAUUACUUGCGUGUAAAUUCUUGGACGAUAUUACCUUUGUAAAUACAACAUGGUCGGAUGUAAGUGGUAUGAGAUUAAGCAGCCUGAAUAUGAUGGAAGCCGAGUUUAUGGAAGGCAUCAACUAUCGAUUGUUUGUCCGAUCUCAAGAUUUCAAUCAAUGGAAAACGUUGAUGGACGAAUGUCGUGAUCGAUUGUUUUAUUAUGGCCUACAGACACCAGCAUUCGAACAAGAAAAAACAAUUCUUAGUAUCUUAUACACCAUUGGCCUA
Molecule: messenger RNA, 399 nt
Organism: Mucor mucedo
Lineage: Eukaryota; Fungi; Mucoromycota; Mucoromycetes; Mucorales; Mucoraceae
Exons: 2
Biological process (GO): regulation of cyclin-dependent protein serine/threonine kinase activity
Cellular component (GO): nucleus; cyclin-dependent protein kinase holoenzyme complex
Molecular function (GO): protein kinase binding; cyclin-dependent protein serine/threonine kinase regulator activity
Source: RefSeq, a predicted model, not a curated record